AUGACUCUCCUUUCAAGGCGAGUAACAGGCCGGGUCUGGACCUUGGCCGACAGUUACAGCUUUGCCCUCCUUCCUCAAGCACGAUGCUACAGUACCGAAAGCAGCACCGAACCUGCGUCGGGCCAGCCGAUAGCUAGGAAGCCGCCAUUGUUCCGCAACUACUUCGUUACCCACCUCCCCUCAUCCUCACUCCAUCCGGACCCCCGUGGUCCGACCUCGUCAUUUCACAAGCUCCCUCGCUCAGCUUCCGUGCCUCACACCGGAGAUACGACACACCCGCCAGCUUCGCUCCAAGCAUUAAUAGAUCGCGAAACAACCGUCGUCCGGAUUCCAUUGCGCAACGCAAAGCACCAUUUCGGCGCAGUGACCGCCCGUGGAACCCGCCCUUCCAAUGAAGACACGUACCAAGCUGGCGUCAUCGAUGUCCCCGCUUUUGCGAAGCGACCCCCGGCUUCGCUAACGAUCAGCCGACGCAAUAAAGGGGAUUCUCCGCCCAAACCUCGCGAGUCUCGUGGCGCGCAAACAGCUAGUGGAGAUCCGCAAGUCUUCUAUUUCGGAGUCUUUGAUGGGCACGGUGGAACGGAAUGCAGUUCAUUCUUGAGGGACUACCUCCACGAGUAUAUUCAGGAUGCGGCGUUCGAUAUCGAGCUUCGGUCUAGCCUACGACCAGGUGCUGAAGUGCCGCCCACCACCAGCGAAUUGCCUGUGAUGCAAGAGGGCGACCGACGCAGAAUUGGAGACCUCGAGAAAAGCCUUGUCCAGAAAUGGAGACGACUAGUUGGUGGGUAUUUCAAGAGAUUCAAGCCCCCACAUUUUGCCUAUGAUGGCACCGAAUCCAGCGACCCAAGCAUUGCAAACCACAUCUCCAUCGAGGAAGUCAUGGAAUACGCCUUCCUGCGCGCGGAUAUGGACUUUGUCGAGGCACAAGCAUCCAAACGUGACGAUGAUCUCGUUCAGGCCGAAAGGCCUUUGAACGAGGACGAAAUCCUGCAUAGGCCUAGCAUGACCCGGUCGCCCCAGAUUGGUGGGCGCGCCCGUUUCAAGGGCGGCAGCACAGGAACUGUCGCCAUGAUCUCGACGCCAACCCCUACUCCCUUCUGGCAUCCCAUCGCUCCAUCUAGUCUCCUAGUUGCCCACGUUGGCGAUACCCGGUUACUCCUUUGCUCAACUGAAACAGGCGAAGCCAUCCCCAUUACAUCGAAUCACCACCCGUCCUCGCCAAUUGAGGCCACCCGACUGCGACGGUACGCCGCAACCUUCGUCACAGACUCCUUCGGCGAAGAGCGCAUGAGCGGGCUAGCAAAUACACGCUCCUUCGGCGACGUCCAAUCCAAGCGCAUCGGAGUCUCUGCCGAGCCCGAACUCAGGCGCAUCGAGCUUGGGCCCGCCGAGUUCUCCUUCCUGGUCAUGGUAUCCGAUGGUAUCAGUGGUACGUUGCUCGAUCAGGAGAUCGUUGAUAUCGUCAAGGAAUCCAAGACUCCGGAACAAGGUGCGCGCGAUGUGGUCAAUUUCUCGACCGAGGUCACCAACGAGGGUGACAAUGCUACUUGCCUUGUUCUUCGGCUUGGUGGCUGGGAGCGUCGUCAAGAGGGCGGCGUCGGUAGCUUGGGGACUAAAGAGUCUCGCGAGUGGCGUCGACAGGAUGCCACUGAUCCGCGCAGGUCACGGACGUGA
Molecule: messenger RNA, 1674 nt
Organism: Penicillium paradoxum
Lineage: Eukaryota; Fungi; Ascomycota; Eurotiomycetes; Eurotiales; Aspergillaceae
Gene: ptcA
Product: type 2C protein phosphatase PTC6
Exons: 2
Coding region: 1-1674 (557 amino acids)
Biological process (GO): protein dephosphorylation
Molecular function (GO): protein serine/threonine phosphatase activity; cation binding
Source: RefSeq, a predicted model, not a curated record